Molecule: messenger RNA, 2411 nt
Organism: Microdochium trichocladiopsis
Lineage: Eukaryota; Fungi; Ascomycota; Sordariomycetes; Xylariales; Microdochiaceae
Exons: 1
Coding region: 21-2411 (796 amino acids)
Source: RefSeq, a predicted model, not a curated record
ACCACGACACCAGAAUCGCCAUGGUCCACGAUCAGCGCGCCAUCAUCAAAAACAACCCCCUCAGAGACAGCCUUACCGAUUUCAGCGCGUCAUUACGGUCUGCAUGUGUCAAGUAUCAACUGGCCGCCCCUCCAGCGCUGGAUGCACUCCCUCCUAAUGGUAGGCUUGCUUGCCUGCUGCUUUUCCCCCACGAAGCUGACAAGUGCGCAGAACGACGGAACCUCACAGCAGUCCUUCUUUCAUCAUUGAGCAGAAGCACUGCGUCCAAGCUCCUUCCAACCAGCUCCGGAUCACGCACGAUUGACUACGAACUCAAAAGCCUCCUCGAAAAUACCCACCCUAACAACUUUGAGCUCAGCCGUACGGAUCCCAUCUUGGCCAUUGCCCUCGUCGAGCCUAUCGACGAGUCACAACUAUGGGACCUCGUUUAUAAACUCAUUCCAGAAGCGACACCGCCGCCUCGAUCAACCGCCCCAUCCCAUCAACAGACGCCGUGGGUGUACAGCACCAGUAGCUUGGUGAACUCCUCCGAACUUCGUCGGGACGUGGACGACGUUCUCAAGUCCGAACUCGGCCCUCUCUAUGUCGACAUUCCUCAAUUCUUCGAGACGUUUUUCGAAAGCAUACCGGGGCUUGCGGCCGCGUCCAAGGCCGUCUUCGAGAAAUGCAAGGACGAAACAGAGGGACUCUUCAGCACGGACUGGACGGGGUGGCCCGAGGCUGCUGAUCAGGACGGGGUUCUGUCCUGGUUCGUUAACGUCACCAAGAAACUCGCGAGCUUCUCGCCGGCCGCCCUUCUGCCGUCCAGGAAAUUACUGGCUUCGCCGAACACAGCCAUCCAAGGCUCUACCGGAGAGCGCAAGCUGGACCUCGGCUUUGUAGACUCGGUCAGUGAGGAUGCGCGUCAUUCCUGGAUCCAUAUCAUGAUCCCGGGCGAGCUGAAGAGCAACCCGAAGGCAGAUGCCUCGUCGAAGACAUGGCACGAUCUAGCUCGUUAUGUACGAGAAGUCCUCUCGGCUCAGUAUACUCGGCGCUUUGUCUUAGGGUUCACCAUGUGCGGAUCUCUCAUGCGUGUGUGGCAUUUCGACCGACUGGGUGGGAUCGCGUCGGAGUCAUUCGAUAUCCACGAGGAUGGAGAACGAUUUGUGCUCAUAGUCCUUGGCUUCCUCUGUAUGAACGAGGAGCAAAUCGGACUUGACCCAACAUUCACCACAGUAGACGGCCAGCAGGUUCUCGAAAUCCAUCGGAAUGGCGCACUCGAGCGCUUCAUCAUCGACGAGCCGAUAGUCCGCGCGCGGUGUAUUGUUGGCCGAGCUACAACAUGCUGGAGAGCUCAUAAAGAGGGCGAGGAGGAUCGCUCAUACGUGAUCAAAGAUUCGUGGCAACCCAGCAAGCGUUCUGAAGAAGGCGAGCUGCUCCGCCACGCCACCGAGAGCGGUGUGAUCAAUGUGCCUUGCUACUAUCACCAUUAUACUGUUCAAGUCGGUCAUGAGGCUGAUGAUGUUCUCAACAACGUGCGCCGAGGGCUGGACAUCACAAGAGCUAAGAUCUGUCCGCCAGCACGGGCAGGAGGAGCCAGCAUGUCAGGAUCGGCGCGCACCGGUCGUCGCAGCGGGGCGUCCGGUUCGAAGAGGACGUCCAGCCAAGCAGGUGCUCUGCUGCCGCCAAACAAGCGGUCUUGCUCCAGGUCGCCAACGAAUCCCGGCAGCACCGAGCUGGCAAACAGAGAGCACCGGCGCGUCAUCACAUACGGCUAUGGAAUACCCAUCUACGAAGCGCGCUCUCGCUCAGCGUUCCUUGGGGCUAUGGUAGACUGCAUACAGGCGCACGAGUCAAUGUUGGUCAAGGCUGAGCAGCUCCAUCGAGACAUCUCACUGAAUAACCUGUUGAUUCGCAAGGAUAAUGCUGACGUGUUGCACGGCGGAUUGCUGAUCGACCUGGACCUGACAAUCAAGAAGCAGCGAGAAGGUCCUUCGGGGGCGGAAGGAAUGACCGGCACGCGAGCUUUUAUGGCUAUCGGUGCGCUUCUGAAAGAACAGCACACUUUCCUGCACGAUCUUGAGUCGUUCUUCUGGGUUCUUUUCUGGAUAUGCAUCCAUUAUAACCAAAACGGCGAGCCGAGGAUCACCGACCGGUUCGAGCGCUGGAACUACAUCGACCCGAAAGACUUGGCAGACCUGAAAAAGGGAGUGGUCAGUGAUCAGCGCGACUUCCUUGAGACUGUUGGGGAGGUCUUCAACGAGCACUAUCGAGUUUUGAUACGGUACGUUGAUGACCUGCGAGAGGUGGUCUUUCCCGAUGGGAGAAGACGGAAAUUCCGCGAGGAAUUGCCCGAGGAACACCUAGAGCUCUACUCCUUGAUGACGAAUAUUUUGCGCAAGGCCCAAGAAGAUACGGCGAUCAAAGACUGA